Molecule: messenger RNA, 1669 nt
Organism: Wallemia mellicola CBS 633.66
Lineage: Eukaryota; Fungi; Basidiomycota; Wallemiomycetes; Wallemiales; Wallemiaceae
Exons: 3
Coding region: 4-1002 (332 amino acids)
Source: RefSeq, a predicted model, not a curated record
AAGAUGUUCAAUAGUCCGCUGACGUUCAACGAUCUCAGUAGAAGCACAAAUUCACAAAACCAGCAAUCUACAAUGGCUGGUCAGACAUCCAAUCAAGAGGGCACGAGCUACUUGCCUGGAUACCUGAGUAGUGCAGCACGGGGGUCAAAUAUACCACUAUCAACGCCACCUAGACAGUCGCAAUCUGGACAGCCUCCACAGUCCUCUCUCUCUAGAUCCCCACUCUCUACUUCACAAUCGAGCGCUCAUCAAGGACACUCGCAGAGCGUAUCUGGCGGUGCAUUUGGUGCUGGUUCCUUAUUUGGUAGCAUUUCAACUCCGCUUUCAAAAUCACCGCGUAGCAGUCUUUACGGUAGACCAAUUGAAGAUGAUCAGGAAGCACCACCGACGACAUUCUUACAAGAUGAGGAGAAUGUUUAUCAGCAAAAUACUACAACUAGUGCGCCAUCAGCUCAACAAAUUCACAAUCUCACACCAUGGCAUCAUGCACCACAACCAGUGCGCCAACAAAGCCCUAUCGAAAGUCGUAGCGUUACAUUCUACGGUAUGAAUGACGCUAUUAGAGCGAGAAUGAUGGAUAUCUUUAUACCACAAUUUGGCGCAAUUGAAAACGUUUCAGACGGUAUUAACUGGAUAGACGUCGUUUUUGUUGACAGCUUGGCUGCACAGAGGGCACUCAAGCUUUCAGGAAAACGAGUAGACGAACUUGGUGGUAUCAUGUUGGGUGUUAAGCUUACUCACCAGUCGGAUGAUCAACAGAGUGGAUUCCAGGGCCAGCAGCAGCAGCAAUUUGAUAACAGUAAGCAUCUCACCCCACUUCCACCUUCUCAGGCAUUCAAACCAUCGCCUAAACCUCAAUCUAGUACGACUACACUUAGAACGAUGUUUAAUACGCCAAACAAGUCGACUAAUGAAUAUGGUAUCACACCAGAGCAAGCAGAUAGUCAACCUAAUAGACAAACGAUUGGUGGAAAAAUAGCGGACUUGAUAUUCGGCUUUUAGAUGCUUAUCGACGUAACAAAGAGAUAUUUAUUGUUAUUUCCAAGACUAUAUAUGUAUAGGCCUUAUAAGAAAAGAGUGAAAUCGCUGGCGGUGUUGAUACAUAGGUAGCUUUACAGUGUUGAACGUAAAUUGAUUGAAGAUUCUAUGAGCGGUUGUUUGAGUUAAUGAUCAAACCUCUAAGCCAACCAUUCUCGCGCUUCAAAUCACCAACUUCCUUUUCUAAUUGUUCAACCCGACCUUUGUACUCGUUUGCGGUUUGUUCGAGUGCGGCUUCCCUCGCCUUCUUCUUAACUCUGAAUCUGGCGCUAGCAGCGGUGUUCCUACGACGCUUGUCCUCUUCGAGUUCUCUCUUAGCGGCGGUUUCGGCAUCCUUGUGCUCCUUUUCAGUGCGCUUCUUGGCUUGCUCGUAAGUUUCACCAUCGCGUUGCUGUACAGGUGGCAUAGGAAGCUUCUUAAAGCGUCUUCUACGGAUAAUCUUGUCCUCGUUAUCUUCCUCGUCAUCGAGCGCUUCUAAUUCUUUUGAGUUGAUAACAGGUGCGGGAGUCUCCUUAAAGAGAUUGCUGAGUGGAUCAAUCUGUUGUGCAAUUUUUGAGUAGUCCUCCUCUAAGCUUGCUAAUUGACCACCAGCUGCGUUCUCUGGGCUAUCAAAGUCGAACUUGACGUUUGC